UCUGGGGAACACAGUGGUUUGGAUGGGAAGGGCAGCUUGUACUGUACCUGCCAGGUGGAAGUAAAUGCUGCUAUGUUAUUGGUUGGAAAGAGUCUCAUGGUGUUGAUUUGCCCACUCCCAUUUUCCUAAGCACACAUACUUCCAUGAGCACAGCACACAGCAGUGCCAGACAGCAAAGUGUUACUGAGGAGAAGGAAAAGAGGGAGGUUGAAACAAGCAUCAAGAAAUAAGAGAGGAGUGAUAAGAAAAACUUGAAGCCAGCUAGAUCAGUCUUUUCCUGAGAACAACCGAGAUGACCGUUGCUCCGUUCAGUCGCAGACAGUGGGCCUCCCAGUCCCUCAGAGUCACAGCUGCGGAAUUGUCCAUAGUCGGCACCAGAGGAAAGAACAAUGCCAUCGCUGAGCGCUUCUCGAAGUACCAACUGGCUGCAGAGGAAGCCAACUUGGAGAGGAAGAAAGCUGCUGCGGAGCCGUCGCCACAGACUUUCCGCAGUUGCAGCCUGAGUGUGUUGAAGAAGCUUUGGGAGCAGCCUGUCCAGUCAGCCACACCUUGUGCCACGCUACCCCACACUCGCCGCUUACUCCCCUCAGAUCCUAACGCCAAGCACCAGACCCAGGCCCAGCCACCUCUCUCACCAGACCCCAACACCAGUCCCACAGCCGCAGAGGACCAGGCAGGACCAGGUAUGGAGAGGAGACGGCAGCAGAGAGACCGAGAGAGGCAGGAGGGAGGAGCAGCAGAAGUGCCUUGCAUCCCCAGUGAGAAACCCGACAUACCCCUCAACAACCUCAAGAUGAUGUUCGAGAAAGGAGAGAACCUUCAGAACAAAGUGUCCAGAGAGCCUGUGAGGAUUGGAGGGACCGGAGGCAUCACUGACAACAUGGAUCAGCUACUUGGAGAUUCAGGGAGCAUAGAGUCCAUGCCCCUGAGGGACAGGAUGGCCAUGUACCAGGCUGCUGUGUCUAAAACAGAGGUGUUAUCCUCCUCAGUCAGCAGUGAUCAGCUGGACUCUGACCUCUGCAGCAAACAGAAGGAAAAUGUACCCCCAGGCAGUGUGGACACGGGUCCGGACUCAGAGCCCAACAGUAGGAAAGCAUCUUCCACAGAGAGCAAUGCAGGCUCCAGUACCGGCACCUUCUCUGCAUCCCCGACUCAGAAGGACCAAGCUCAGCCCAAGACCUCCAGGAGCUUCUGCUUGCCUGCACGGGAGAGUUGUGUGUCAUGUCAGAAGACGGUCUACCCUUUAGAGCGUCUGGUAGCUAACCAAAAGGUCUACCACAACACCUGUUUCAGAUGCUCCCACUGCAACACCAAACUCAGCCUGGGGACCUACGCCUCUCUGCACAGCCACGUCUACUGCAAGCCUCACUUCUGCCAGCUGUUCAAGGCCAAGGGCAACUACGACGAGGGCUUCGGCCUGCGCCCUCACAAGGAGCUGUGGGAGACCAAAGGAGAGAGUGGGGCUGGGGAGGAACCCAGGACAGAGCUGACUACCAAGGCCACCUCCUUUUCCAAAGACAAGCUGAAGAAGUGCGCCUCUACUGGCACGCUGUUGAUCAGCCCAGCAGUAGAGGAGUCUCCACUGGCCAAGGUCAACGUGGUGACGGCCUCCCUGGAGACCCGCGCCCAGAGCUCAGCAGAGAAGGACAAGCCAGUGGAAACACGUCGGCUGAAGAUCUCCUGGCCCCCCCGCACUGAAGGAGACGGAGAGGGGAGUAACAUUGGGGACAGUCCCACCUCAGACGGGAGCUCCGCUGGGAAACAAUCCCGUGCUAAGUGGCCCCCAGAGGAUGACUCAGCCUCCACCGACCAGAGCCCAGAGCCCACCGUACGCUCAACCCUCUGCAGGAGCGCCUCCCUCAAGGAGCGUAGCCGACCCUUCUCAUUGGCCAUGGCCUCCCAUGCUCCCGCUGCCAGUCAGACAGCCAAUCCUGAGCCACUGGAGAGGAGAAGCUCAUUCGAGGACAGGGAGCCUGAACUGGCCUGUAGCCCUGAGGAACAAGGCAUGGAGGACAAGGAACAACCAAACAGCUUGUCACCCGACUACCACACGCCUUCUGACGACAGCUACGUGGACAUCCACACCAGCUCUGAGGACGAGGGGAUGGAAGGGAGAGUCGCACGUCUGAAAGACCACCACGAAUUACUAGAAGCAAACCAUGAACAGGGAGCAAAGAAUGACGGGGAGGAAGAGGAAAAGCUGGAGGGAGAAGAAGAGGGAGCAGGAAAAGAGGGGGAAGGGUUACCUUCUCAAAACUGCCAGACUGCCUCGUCAGAGAUUGCCGCGCCCCCCUCGUCUCUGGAGACUGAGCCGAGGUCCAAGACCAACCGCACGUCUCAGGAUGUGGGCUUCUGGAACGGCGAGGAGGCCGUAUCUGUAGAGGAGAUGAUUAAGAGGAACCGCUACUAUGAGGAAGAUGAGGACGAGGAGGACUGAAAGAGACUGGACUGGAUCAGCCAUUAUCACCACACUGACUGUUAACUUCCUCCCCUCUCAUCAUUUCCCUGUUACUAAGGAACAGUGUCUGGCUGCGUUUGGUGCCAUGUCAGGUGUUUUACUCUCUCUGAGCUCUAUUUGUGCCUCUGAACGAUCACCUCAAUUGGAGUGAUCAAGUCCUCAGAAUAUCUACAUUGUUAGUUUUCCAUAAUAUAGAUUUAUUGAAGCACAGAUCAGUCUUAUGUUUGUGUAUCAUUCAACGCUAAUUUUAAGAUAUUCCAUGAUCUGAAACUACCUAUUGUGGUCAUUUAUUUCUGUCCAUUCUACCUUAAGUCUGGAUUGAUGGCACAGUAAAAAACAAACGAAUGCUGAUGAUACCAACUGAACACAGUGAAUGAGACAUACGAGUCUGUAUUUAGGAGAGUCCGAUGAAUGUUUUUAAGGUGGAUUGUUUGAUCAGAACCGCAGGAGAGCUCAGCUGAAAGGACAGGAUCGGUUUUCACCAUAUUCAUUCUGCUUGUUGUCAUUGUUUGUAUGAAUUAAAAAAAGGAUGCACACAAAA
Oncorhynchus mykiss (rainbow trout) is the source of this 2999-nucleotide messenger RNA. It is a transcript of the gene lima1a, whose product is annotated as LIM domain and actin binding 1a. NCBI's taxonomy places the organism in Eukaryota, Metazoa, Chordata, Actinopteri, Salmoniformes, Salmonidae. The record is from RefSeq and is a predicted model, not a curated record.